CGCCCUCAGUAAAGAUGGCAGUAGCAUUGGCCAGGAGGGAGGCGGUGCUGCGCCUGCGCAACAAGCUCGGCUGGGAAGAUGGCGGAUGACAAGGAUUCUCUACCCAAGCUCAAAGACCUGGCAUUUCUCAAGAACCAGCUGGAGCGCCUGCAGCAGCGUGUGGAAGACGAAGUCAACAGUGGUGUAGACCAGGAUGGCUCGCUCUUGUCCUCUCCAUUCCUCAAGGGCUUCCUGGCUGGCUAUGUGGUGGCCAAACUGAGGGCGUCAGCAGUAUUAGGCUUUGCCGUGGGCACCUGCACUGGCAUAUAUGCAGCUCAGGCGUAUGCUGUGCCCAAUGUGGAGAAGACAUUGAGGGACUAUCUUCGAUCACUGCGCAAGGGGCCCGACUAG
Molecule: messenger RNA, 390 nt
Organism: Balaenoptera ricei (Rice's whale)
Lineage: Eukaryota; Metazoa; Chordata; Mammalia; Artiodactyla; Balaenopteridae
Gene: SLC35A4
Product: solute carrier family 35 member A4
Exons: 3
Coding region: 79-390 (103 amino acids)
Source: RefSeq, a predicted model, not a curated record